Messenger RNA from Aspergillus caelatus, 2559 nucleotides. RefSeq names its product Alpha/Beta hydrolase protein. Lineage: Eukaryota; Fungi; Ascomycota; Eurotiomycetes; Eurotiales; Aspergillaceae. Gene Ontology annotation, molecular function: hydrolase activity. Bases 1 to 2439 code for a protein of 812 amino acids. The transcript has 8 exons. The record is from RefSeq and is a predicted model, not a curated record.
AUGGCGCGAUUUUGGAAGUCAGUUGCAUCAAUAUCUCUGCUGGCAGCAGCAGCUUUGCCAGCGUGCUCCCAGCAAGUUUCCAAACUCCAGCCCGUUGGUGCUUCUGUCUGGACCAGUAGCGGACUCAUCGAGGGCCAUGCAGCGCCUGAGAGAUCCAAUGUCUCCGAAUACUUGGGAAUUCCCUACGCUACGCCGCCAACGGGAGAUCUGCGAUUCGCACGUCCAGUCGCAUACCAUUCCAAUUCUACUGUGCGCGCGAACUGUCCUGCCAACACCGGCACAACCCCGGAUGAUUACCCCGGUUUCACUCCUCAAGCCCAAGGAAUUAUCCAAACAUUUGCCCAGCAGUUAGGCACGCCUCAGAGUGAAGAUUGCCUGUAUCUGAACGUGUGGACUAAGCCCACAACUUCUGCUUUAAAGCCCGUGCUCGUCUUUAUUCAUGGUGGUCGGUUCUCCUUAGGUGGUGCACACAGUCCAUACUAUGAUGGUCAAAUAUUGGCCGACGAGCAAGAGGUAGUCGUCGUAACUUUCAAUUACCGAUUAAAUAUCUUCGGUUUCUCUGGCGCACCCGGGUCACCCCAGAACGUAGCAUUACUCGACCAACGUCUCGCAGUGGAAUGGGUGCAUCGCAACAUCCAAGCAUUCGGCGGAGACCCCAAUCGCAUCACAAUCUUCGGACAAUCAGCCGGCGGCGCAUCAGUCGACUACUAUUCCUACAUCUGGACCGAGAAACCUCUCGUUAGCGGCCUCAUCUCUCACUCAGGAACAGCACUAAGCUUCAAGCCCAACACGCCCGAGGAAUCAGCCAGCUACUUCUACCACGUAUCCCAAACCCUAGGCUGCGGAAACAGCACCACCAACACAAAUCACAUCAUCCACUGCCUCCGCCAACAACCCUACCAAUCAAUCCUGAAAGCCGUCGCUAAAGUCCCAACCGCGCCCUCUCCCGUCCUCCCCCAACCCGUCUUCCACCCAACAGUAGACAACAUAACCAUAUUCAACAACUACGCCGAAAGAUCAGCCUCCGGGAACUUCACCCGCAUACCAUACCUGGUAACCAGCAACGCCAACGAAGCAGGCUACUACCGCGUCAGCGCCUACGCCGCCAACAUCUCCCACCCAGACCCCGUCUGGAACCUAUUCAACCAAGCCGCCUUCACCUGCCCCUCGGGGCAAACAGCAGCACACCGCGCCGCAGUCGGCGUGCCAACCUGGCAAUCGCGCUACUUCGGCGACUGGGAUAAUCUCCGCUUGUACCCAUCCAGCGGCGCGUAUCAUGGCAUCGAUCUCCCUAUGGUCUUCGGCACUGCUAGCAAGAUCAGUGGGAUAGCUGAUUCAGAGACGGAACGCGAGUUCGCAAGGUAUAUGGCAUCAGCAUGGGCUGCUUUUGCGAGGGAUCCUGUGGCUGGAUUGAGUCGGUUUGGGUGGCCGAGAUAUGAUGAGAAUGAAGAAACGCUCGUGGGUCUUGCUUAUGGGAAUUCGACCGGGGCAAGGUUCUUUGUUCCUUCGUCGUUUGAAUGGGAAUAUACUACGCCUAUUGAAGAAUGGCUUGUCUUGGAGAAAUCACUCCCGGAUAUCCCGAAGGACUUGAGCAUAGAACAGUUGAAGGCUGCGGCGAAUCGCGAUCGGGAGGCCUUGUCGGCGAAGGCUAUGGUUGAGGAAGGUCUGGUAUCGCAGGUAUCGAUGCAAGAUUACAAGAUCCCGACGCGGGAUGGAGAGACGCUGGAAGCUCGCACUUACCGGCCGGCUUCGGUGCCUGCUACGCAGCGGUUACCGGUCUUUAUCUUUUACCAUGGGGGUGGGUUUAUGAUGGGCACUCUGAGUUCGGAGGAUGCGAUUUGCUCGCGCGUUGUCGUUGCUCAGGUGGCGGCUGAAUCCCCCGUGGUGGUUGUUAAUGUGAAUUACCGUCAUACCCCGGAGUACACGUAUCCGACCGCAUGGAAUGAUGCGGAGGAUUCCUUUCACUGGGUUCAUGACCAUAUCGAUGAUAUCAAUGGCGAGGCGGAGAACGUGGUCGUCGGAGGUAUUUCAGCGGGGGCCUAUCUGGCGGUGUCUCUGACGCUGGCGCAGAACAUCGGGGAGGAUGUAUCGUUGGCGCAGAGGCCUAAGGUCCGUGGCCAAGUGCUCAUGAUCCCGCCUCUUGUUACGGAGGACUGUUAUGCGUCGCUGGUUGCGCGGCUUCGUGAUCCCGCUAUCUCGAGUUAUGUGGAGUGCGAGCAUGCGCCGAUUCUCCCCGUUAGUAGGAUGCGUUUGUUUGGGAAGUUGCUCAAGCCGGCUGCUAGUGGGUCGGACCUGGAAUCUGAUAGACGGAUUAAUCCGGGGCUUGCGACGGCGGAUGAGGUCAAGGGUCUGCCGCCUACGACGUUCGGCAUCGCAGGGAGGGAUCCCUUGAGAGAUGAAGGGUUGUUGUUCGCGAUGUUGCUGGCCGAGAAUGGGUGAGGAGCCCGAGCCGGAUUGUUUCGCGUGUGAAAUGAUUGAUAGCUAACGGGUCGUGUUUUGCAGGGUGCCUACCGAUGUUAAUGUCUUCAAAGGGCUGCCACAUGGGUUUAGACGUUAUGG